AUAUGGAGAAAACGAAGCCACGCGAAUUAGAGGAAAUUUGUAAAGCUAGUUGUUGAGUUGUGUUCGCGGAAAUUCCCCCCGCGCUGAAGGCGCAUGGAAAACCGUUAAAAAAUCACGAAUUAUUUGGCAGAGUGCGGUUUGUCAGCUCGGUAUAACGAUCGAGGGAAAGUUAUACGCGUUGCCUUUGUUACGGAGCAAGCUUGCAGUUUUGAGGAUUUUUUGUGUGGUUCAGCUUAUUAUUCAAAAUCGACUCGCUCAAGCCUGCGUGCAUUCACAAAAGUCGCUGCGAUUUCUUCAACGGACUGCACGCUAGACACUGGGAGAUUUUGACGAAUGAAUCCGCACGCGGGAGAUAAGGAACUGAGCGAUCUACUAGACUUCAGCGCGGUUAGUACAACUUGGAAAAAUUUCUGACACACUUGCAUUCGCAACUUCUCUUGAUGUUGCGAUUAGCGAGCGCCGUUGGCUGCAGUUUAUUAACGAUCGUGUUUGCUUUGUGUGUUGGCAAUUUUUUUUUGCUCAGAUGUUCUCGCCGCCGGGAUCCAUGGUCGGCAGUAAAUCUAGUGGCUCUCUGACGGAAGCUGGGUUAUCGAGUUCCAUGCACGCAUCUAGAACAGGUGCCGUUUGCGUUUUGUUUGUAUGCCGUUCGCCAUGAAUUAAACUUUCUGUAUGGACCUCACAGAACCUGCUACUCACACUAGAGUACAUCACACCGGUUCUUGAUUCCAACCCACAUGCUUCUCUGCUUCCAAGACAUAAAAAUAUUUCCUCUGCUGGCUUACUUUUAUUUUUUCUUUUGUAGGUUCUUUAGACGAGACACCCACGUGGCAAGGCAGUUCUGUGUCGGCCUACGAAGCUCGGGUAAGCUGUGAAUACAGUUAAACUUAUGAUGCUUUAUGCGCUUGAAAAUUAAAACAAAUCUCCAAAACAAAAGUUCUGUAAAAUUCGCUACAAAUGUCAACAGGAACAUUUGUGCAAAAUUAGAACCACUAAUGUAGCACGUGCCUGAACGGAAACUCUAUAUUUUCGAGCGAUAAUUUGUUACUUUAUAAAGAUGCAAAAUAUUUUACUAACAAGUGGCCCUUAUAGACUUGUAUGUUAGCGAAGCCAUGCCCGUUGAAAUGUUGUUUUCCAUUUAGUUCGGCAUUUUUAACACUUCACUGAGCAAAACCUGAACGACUGAAUAAAUAUACCUCAUAUGACCUUUUUAAUUUCGCCGAUUUUUAUUCUGUUUUAAUAUUUUUAUUCUGUACUUUCCAGGCAUAUCACACGGAUAGUCACGGUGUAUACAGCACUAUCGAAGAUGUGGAGGGCGACUUUAUUUCCCGUAAGGGAGCUGGUUUUACUAAUUCGUAUCUCGGUUCAAACUCUCUAGGAACUUUAGGUAAGAGUAUUGUUAACGCAAGGUAGACAUUUCGGCGAGGAAUUGAUUGUGAAAUUAUUCUUUGGCACUUGAAUGAUUCAGAUAAGGCUCUACUUGUCUCGGCUUUGUUGUUGUUUUGUCGGUGAGCAUCAUAGCAGUACCUCGUUGCCUUCUUGAGAUUGUUCGCACGAUCAAGCUUCCUGUGAUCCAAACAUUGACGCGUGCUGCUUUGCUAUACUCUAGAAUUAAGCGUUAAAUCCUUCGAUCGAAUUGAAACACAAGACAAUGAAAAACCAAAUGCAAAUUUGCAUGGAUUUUUUUCGGAAUAUGAUCGGUUUGUUUUUUCCAUGUAUAUAAUAUUUUUUGACGCAUGACGAGAUCGCAUUUUCUUGUGGCGAAAACGAUUUCUUUUUCUCAUGAUCGGUUUUAACGACUCGAAAGGGUUAGACGGUGGCGAAAUUAGUGCAAAACAGUUUUUUAGAUAUUUAGAUUUCCCCCUCGUAUUUGCGAUAAUUUUAAUAUUUUAACGCGCCAUGCUUGGUAAAUAAGAUGACCAUAUUUUAUUUUCGUUCACUUCAAGUAUAGAGCUGGUGGAGUAAUUUGUUUUGCUUAGGACGUUUUUGCUAUUGCGAGUCGUUUUCUGGUGAUGGCAGACUUUUGUGUCUCGGUUAAUAAAAUAAGCGAUUAGGGCAAAUUUUCAUUUUAUAUUUCGUCAAAAAAAAUUGUUUCCAUUCAUCCUUUGUUCACGUCAAAUAGGAGAUAUGAUAAUGUGCGCGAACAUGCUUACUCGCGCACAAGCCCCACCCUCUGAGGGGUUUUACGAUUAUAACACAUCUUGUUUUAUGGGUAACAUAAAAACUGGCGUAAUGAUAAAUACCUACAGUAAAAUUAAGGUCAAUUUGAGGAUUCCCUUCUUUCCAAAGUACCAACAAACGCGUGACUCGAACACAUGUGUAUGUAUAUAACAUGGUUGAGUUCAUGCACUGAUUAAAUGCUCUCUCUGUCUUGUUAAUUUUAUAUAUGGUUCGGUUCAUUGACCACGCAAAUUUUACUUCGUCAUAAUAUAAAUUUUCACACAUUAUUUUUUAUCGUUUUUAGAAGCAGAUGUUGUUUUACCAGGUGAAAACGUUUGAGAGGUGUAAUAUAGAUUUGAAAGAAAUGAUUCACUUGUGGUCGGUUGUUUUGGAGCUUUGACUGAAUCGAUCUCCCUUUAGCUGGAGUUAAUCUGCCAAACAAAUCAGCUAUUUACACUUUGGGCUUUAAGAUGAAACCUGCAUCAAGAUCUUGGAUAGGUUGACCAACAAGUCACCAUGUGUGUAUUUUGCAUUGAACCUGCUCUAUGUUAGGUGACAUAAGUUAAACACAGGCUUGCCAGCUCUGAAAACUUCAUAAUUUAACAAUUUGCAUCGAUUGAAAGUGAAGAGCAAAUUUAUGACAUCUAUUUUUUUCUCUCAAAAUUUAAGGAAUAAAAUAAGGAAUUUUGUUAAAUAGAGAUUUAGUAAAAUAGAAAUAACUUCUAGUAGCAAGUCUAGCUUCCUCCUUGUAAGUUACAAAUGUAAUUGAGGCAAAAUUUGGCUUUUCUGUGCUUUGAGAAAAAUCUUCUUGACCACAACUUUUUUAGAACAUCUCAGGGUUUUUUUGAAGUAGGAAGGAUUGUAUCAUUUGGCAUGCAUUGGCUGUCAGUCAUUCAGUUGUUCUUUUGUGAAGAGAGUCUCUCCUCUUUGAACAAAAGUUGGUUGGAAAAUUGUCCAAUAUGUUUCAGCGUAGGGCAUAGAUGAGGUUCUGUCAAUUUAGUUAUUUUAAAUGUUUGCAGUGGCUGCAGAUGCAUACUUAGAGUUAGACACCAGUUUCUAGCACAUUUGACAUUUUAGAAUCUCUCUAUGUAGUUUUAAUUGCUAGCACAAGUUAGUCUAAUACAGGAAGGUCUCACACAAUUAUUUAAACAUAAGCGUGAUAUGAUUUCAUUCUAGCACUAGUUAGUCUGACAUGUAAGGACUAGUGAUAUCACAGCAUUAUAUAAUUGAUGAUACCAUGUAAGAUAUAUAUAUAGCUGACAAGAAGUGACUGGGGUUUUUUUUUCUGCUUUUGUUUUGUUUUGGUUUUUUUUAUUGUUUUUUUUUUUUUCAGGCUAUAGAGAAUCCGGACUAACAGGAAGUCAGGUGAGUUUUAUUACCCACAAUGUUCUCUAGGGACUUUUUAAGCAGUUGGGCAUAAUAUUAAAAUAGCUGAUGGUCACAAAUGAGACCUCUAAGGCCAUAGACAUCUAUUUUCCUUGCUUCAAUUUAUUGUUUUGUGUCCAAUUUUUAUCAAUCUAUUUGGGUACAUGCAGAAAUAAAAGGAAAAGUUAAAAUGUAUUCCAGAUAAAGACAAUUCUUUCACUCUUUUGUUGUCAUAAAGUAGCAAGAGCUUCAAAAACAAGUAGCUGGUAAAACCAAUGGCUGCUGUUGCCUCUAGAGAAUGCUAUAUGGGGAUUCAAAACAAGCAACAUGCAGUAGCUAACUUUCUACAGCUAUAUUGUCUAGAUCACUUCGCUGUCUCUCCCUCACCAGCUCAGAGUGAUAUUUAUACAUGUAUGUUGUGAAGAAGAUACAUGUAUAACCCUAACCAACCAAUAAGGUUGUGCCCUAUUGGAAAGGGUCUAUACUUAAGUGAGCUACCCACAGUCUCUGUCUCAUUUAUUUUCUCUCAUUUCCUCAAUUUUAUCAAAAUCCUUAAUGAAGAGGUAUCAAGUUGACUGUAAAAUGUUAUUUGUUGCACAAUAGCCUAUUCAAACUUGGGAAAGCUUUAUUCCAAGUUUGCAAAUUCAGUGUUCCAUGAUUCUGCUGUGCUUACAUUCUCUCCUUCUUGAGGACUUUUCCUCUUUAUCUGGUUAAUUAUGCCCAAAAUGAAGGAAUAUUGAACUAUAAAAAUGACAUUCAAAGGGCUUUAGAUUUCUCAAAAUUUGAAAGGCUUUUUCAUCAAAUAAUGAAUAAGGAAGCCGAAUGUUUUACAGCACAUCUGUUAAACACCACAGAAAAUGCAACAGCUUUUUGGCUCAGUAAUGUAUAAAUUGAAGAUGUGUUUCAAGAAUAACCCCUUCACAUGAUUGGAAAUAGUAAAUUUACCAAAGGAAAUAAAUUAAAAGGAUUUGCAAAAGUUGUGCCAAACUAAGAUACUUGUAUGAGUUGUAAAGAGCAGUUUGUAAACAUUACUUUUUUUUUAAGCUAGAAUUUUUGUAUUUAUCCCUAUGCAUUGUUGUGCUCAGAUAUGUAUAUGAUGUUAUUUCGACCAAUGAGGUAUUAUAACCUUGAGCUACAGGAAGAAGAGAAAUAGAUAAAGGUUUGGAAUGACAAUUCGCUAGAAUUCAAUUUCUUUUCUUUUCUUUUUUUUUUUUUUUUUUUUACUCUAAAAACAGUGACAACUAAACAAAUUUGUUUUCAAGGCAACCCUACUUAAUCAUCAUUCACAAUUCAUGUUUUAAAACAUGUAAACUGGGAAAUGACCAAGAAGAAAUGAUCAAGACACACUUUUUCCUGCAGAAUAGACUCAUGCACUACCAUAAAAUAAUUAUUUUUGAUGAAUUUUACAAGUGUGCUUAUGUCUGUAAUAACUCUGGUAGCUCUAGUCAAUCUGAAGUUUAGCUAAUUACUUUGUUUAGCGCAAAUGCAAGUAGUUCUAGGUGCUGUAUGAGAACAAACAAGGGAUAAAAAAGGCUUGGUAUCCAGGAGGCAAAAUUUGGUUCCUAAAAGAACAGCUUCCUGUAAACAUUGUCAAAAUUGGUUACAAAGGGAUCACCUGCUAAGCUGCAAUAAUUUUGAGAGUUAAAUAUGGUCCUAUCAAUAAUUUAAGGAUUUGUACACCAGUAAGAUGUUGUAGAUCCACUGCACAGUGUUUUCAGAGGCUUGGCAAAUACUUUGAGCAUUUAUUUAAGUAACUUGGUCAUGGACUCCAAGGAAAGGGUUCCUCAUGGAAGAAUAAGUGUACCCUACUUGUUUAAUUGCAUACUGUAAAGCAUAUUUCGUCAUCCAAUGAUGUUCACCUUAAGCAGCCUAUUUCACAUCCCCAUGCAGGAAGUACUUGCCUUCCUCACUGCUUCUUUUAAACACAAAUUUCCAAUUUCAACUUAGUUUUCUUUGAAACAUUCAUUCAACAAGAAACCUACUGAGAGGUAGAAUUGGGCAGAACAGUACAAUAAGGGGAAAAUAAAAAAAUCAUUUGUCAUAAGAGGUUGGCUUUAGUCAUCCAAAAUCUAGUGUUCAAAAAUUGAUGGGUGCACAUUCUUAACAUAGGCUGCAGGUUUGGUGGAUUCAGAUUGUUGUUAUUUUUAUUUGAUAAUUGGGAAUGUUAGAGUUAUUGAUUGAUAAAGUGUUGUCUUUUUUACUUCAAGAGUCAAAGAAACCUCCAAAUAGGUUCUAAACUGAACAACACAAUCAUUGUUAAACUACACGUUUGCUUUCCGUUUUUGAUCCCUCAUGACUCAUUCAAAAUCAAACAUAACAGUUAUCCACUAAUUUAUAAACUUUCAUAGACUUCAUGGUGAAAUCAGUUGAAUGUGUUGCACAAAAGUUACAAAGUUCAAUCUUGUCAAGGAGCUUCCCUUGAAAACACAAUCUUGAUGCACAAUCUUUAAGAGUUGAAUAUAUUUUGCAAUGCUUGCCUUAGGAAUGAAACUGAAAAUGAUAUAUUAAUUUAUGGUUAGUCACAUUAUCAAUUCUUGUUCAUUGGGAAGGACCAAAUCUAUUAGAAUAACUUCAGGAUUUAAUGGGUUUGUCUUAUCAUAGUUAUCUUUAUUAUCAUUAUUAUUUCUGUAAUGAUCAUUAUUAUAUCAUGUUAUCAUCUUUAUCUUUCUGCAUGAUAGACUGGCAUAGCUGAAUUUUUUUUACUGUAAAUGCUCAACAACAACUUCUACAGACCUAAAACAACAACAACAAACAAAACGAAAUUUUUAAGCUUUGUGGUUAUUUUUUUCCCCACAGGCUGGCCUCCCUCCACCGCUGCAGACCUCUCAUGAUGUUACUCUAUCAAGUCCAGAUUGUAAGUUCACCAAUGUAGACAAUUAUUCAUACAAAAUAUUGUGAUCAUGUACAUGUGUACUCUAGGGCUCACAUGGAUAGCUUACCUCUCUGCUAGUAGACUUGAAUUUGAGGAACCAGCAUAUAGUUUGUAAUCCAAGAAUCUGCGCUUAAAUAUGGUCAAUAUACUUGAAAUCCAAAUUUGUGAUUAACUAUUAUGAAACAGACUGAUGAGAGGUUCAAAUUACAUCUUUGGUAGGCUAUCCAAUAAGUAGAGACAAUUUAAUGCAUCUUUUAUGGUAAUCAUACAGUGUACAUUUUUCAUUUUCAUCUGUAUUUUGGCCAUUUGACAAAACCUUUUGCUUAUAAUUACAAGCCUAGACCUUAAUGUUUCUGACGUGAAAAUGGGACUGCUUUUGUCUGUUAGGGUAGGAAAUUUCCUGCAUGCAUCCCAAAGCAAUUUUCCUUUUGUUUGAUCUUAUUGAAUUGUAACCAAGCAUAUACAUUUUUACAUUAUUGGUUGAAGGUUCCCCCUUCUUGUUACUUUUUCUCCCAAUACAACUUCCUGGAACAUUCCAUACCAGUGUUUCAAGACUGCUCUUAGUUUUUUCAUUUUUUUUUUAGUUUUCCUUGAUCUCCCUAUCCUCUCCACUUAUUUUAGAUGACAAUCCUUUUGUAAAAAUUCCAUUGGCAAAACUUGGGUUCAUUGAUUGUAAAGCAGCUACUCUAUAAGGCUAUAAACAUUUAAUCAUAAAAAAAUCAGCUAUUACUUGUCAAAAAUAUUUCUCAGAAACACAAAAUAGUAUAAAAUAAAAUUAAUACCAGUUACUCAUCUAAACAUACCAAUUCACCAAUGAGUCAAGCCUAAGUAAUUUUGAGCAUUUCACAGAUCAAAAGUCUGCUCGUAGUUUAUUAGAACAUCAAUUCAAACUGUGGUCAGUCUUAGAAUAAGUUGUGACUUUACUUUUGGUGAAAUAGUUAUUUUUUGGUCUCACAAUCUUUUAGAUAUAAUUGCAUGUACAUGUACUAUGAUAAAAAUGUCUAUUUGUUCUUAAAAUUAGCUGUGAAUAAUCUUUGGUGUUAAAACUCAAGUAUUUUAGACAGUGCACUAUCAUUUCUUGUGGAGAGAUUGCAAAACAUUAAGCUUUCAUUUGAUUUAUCAAAGUAUAAUUACCACAACUGCUAAACCUGAAAAGACAAUUUACCUUUGUUUACAUUUUUCCAUGCUUUACAAUGUCAGCAUGGGGCUGAUUAAAAGUGACACCCUGGAGUUUAAAGAAAUACCUCUUGGUCUAAACUGUGGCAGAGUGAUUAUUCUCUAGUACUAAACAAUGUUGCAUCAUAUUCAAAGAUCAUUCUAAAUAGAUGUUUAGUUCUAAUUUUAGAGUCAAUUUUCUGGUCCUGUUUAUUUGAAGAAAUGAAAGUUAUGUGAUUUUUAAUUUAACAGAAAGUUUGAGUUGCAUGCAACGUCAUAACUUUACUAUGUUAUUGACUUCUCCAAACAAAUGGAACGUGAAGAAAACAAUGAUUCUAAUCUGCAGGAGAAUCAUUACAACAUGUUUUGAGAUCAAAGUUCAAAAGAAGCAUUUUAGCUAAUAAGUAAUUUUGUAAGCAAUGAAAGGAAUUUGUCUUGUCAUGGGCAAUUAACAAGUGAACCCUUUAAGUCUUAACUCGGAAGACCUACUCAAAUCUGUCCUUAUUUAGUCAUUACAGAAUUUAUACACACAACAUGUCUUUUAAAGUUAUUAGUAGGUAAUUUUAGAGAUUGUAUCUUUCUUUAUUAUUAAUUCAGGGGAUCCAAGAAGGAAACAGUACUUUUUAAACACUAGAUGGCUUAAUUUACUCCUGUCUUCAUUGAAAAUCUAUCACACUUGCAAAAAAUGGUGAACAGGAAAGCAUGGUCAGGUUAACCAAUGCAUGACUGAGUGACAUCGCUAUUGGAACUGAUAUAUCAUUACAUUAACCAACAAUAAAGCAUUUUCAAUGGAACAUUUUUAAAGCUGCUUUUUAAAAAUGUUGCCAUUUUUCAUGGAAAAGUAUCAAUAAUAUUAUGAUAUCAACUACUUUUUAAAACUUCAAAGAUCAACAUAGCUUUUAAAACUUCAAAGAUCAGUGUAGCCUUUAAAAAAUUGUCUUUGUAUGUGCCAAAAAUUUGACAAUAGAGGCAGCCAUUUUGAAUGUGGUGGCUUAAUUUCAAGGUGACAAAUCUUACUUCUCAUUUUUUACACCUCUUGGUAUCAUGGUGGCUGCUGGUCAAGAAAUAUAUGUAGUUAGGGGGGAAAAAUUAUUCAGGGGCAGGGUAAGUCAUCAUUCACAAUUCAUUUUUUAAAACAUGUAAACUGGGAAAUGACCAAGAAGAAAUAAUCGAGACACGCUUUUGCCUGCAGAUAGACUUAUGCACUGCCUUAAAAUAAUUAUUUUUGAUGAAUUUUACAAGUGUCUGUAAUAACUCUGGUAGCCCUGGUCAAUCUAAAGUUUGGCUAAUUACUCUGUUUAGCACAUAUCCAAGUAGUUCUAGGUGCUGUGUGAGAAAAAACAAGGGAUUAAAAAAGCUUGGUUUCCAGGAGGUAAACAUUUGGUUCCUAAAAAAACAGCUUCCUGUAAACAUUGUAAAAAUUGGUUACAAAGGGAUCACCUGCUAAGCUGCAAUACUUUUGAGAGUUAAAUAUGGUCCUAUCAAUAAUUUAAGGAUUUGUAUACCAGUGAGAUGUUAUAGAUCCACUGCGCAGUGUUUUCAGAGGCCUGGCCAAAUCUGUCCUUAUUUAGUUAUUAAAGAAUUUAUAAAAAUUAUUCAGAGUCAGGGAGAUUUGAGGAAAAGUACAUCUUUUGAAGAUUAAGUUAGGAAACACUAAAAUCUUGAGUCAAUAACUGGACUCAUUCAUCUUGUCUGAACCUCUUCAUGAUGAAAGAUUCUAAGAUUUGACGUUAGGUGAUGCCCACAAUUACUUGUGUAUAUUGUUUAAAAUAGUUGAUAGAUUCCUGAUAUACUUAUUGUUUCCCCUUGCAAUGUACAUCUUAGUUCAAGAUUUUUUGUAAAUGAAAUCGUCCUCUCUCACUUCUGCCAAUUUGAUUGUUAUCUACAAUUUCAUAAUUGUUACAUGGACAUGAAUUGUGUUGGAUUGGUAGUAUAUUGUUUAAUGAAAUUAAACAUUAAACCUGACGAUGGGUGUCAAAGGAAAUCAGUCCUUUUUACAUAUUACACUAAAGAACUAUCAGUUUGUUUACAAUGAAUGUAACUUACUGAAAGCUUAAAUAAAUGGAUAGAGAAGAUGGCUGUGUGAAGUGGUUGGAGGCCAUUAUAACAACCAAUUCAUUCAACUUUACACUCAAGGUUUAAUAAGUCGAGGAAAAGUAAGGGAAUUUCAAAAUCCUAUGGCUACAGCAAUCAUGGGUGAUCUGUUUAGGAAAUUGAUUUUUUUUAGAGCCUUGGAAGUUUUUCUAAACAACAACUGUACUAUGUGUGCAUCAUUAAAUAAACCUUGAUAGCCUGAUGUAUGCCACAGGUACAGUGUUCACCUUUUCAGACAGUAACCAGUAACAUUUACUCCCUGUAGUACCUCUAAUUACCAUUUAAAAUUGCUUGGAAUUCUUGAAAUUCAACAGGUAAAAGGAUUGCUUUACUGGUUUGAGAAUUUAUUUUACCUGUCAUGCUUAAAAUAAGGGAGAACACUGAUGUAUAAUGUACCCUCCCCCUGUCUGUACUUUUCACACAUCUACCAUGUUAUGAACUUGUUUUCAAAAUGCAUUCAAACUGCUGUGCAGUCAAUUAUUUUUUUUCCUACUUGAAAUUAUUUUACUUGUGAUUCAAUCUAACCAUGAUGUGAUAUAUUAAAUUUUAAGGCAAAUUGUAAUAUUAACUGACAGCACCAAUAGGUAGCAUGCUAUGGUUAGAGGUCUUGACACCAUGCAUUAUGUUCUUUAUUUCUAUUGUUACAGUAGCAUGUGUUGUUUACCUUGUGGAGAAGUAUUUUGUCCUGUCUAACCACUGCUUGUUAAUGUCUUUUUUUCUAGGGAGAGGAAGAAAGUAUAAGUCAAGCAAAAACAAUAGCUCCAUUUCUGUAAGUGUGCCGAGAUAUGAAUUUAUUCUGGGGAGGAAAUCAUGGAAUUUUGAGUUGAUUACACAUUCACUGUUUGACCUUUCAAUAAUGAUGAAGACUCUGGUUUUAAAUAGUAAAAUAUACUUAUAUUGUACCUUAACCAACAAAAGGUGUACUGGUUUUCAGCUGCAUUCUGUUUGGUAACUUAAUGUUGUAAAUAAUCUUAAGUCACAUGUAAAUGUUGACCUCUUCAUACAUUGACAGUACAUAGUUUGACUUUGAUCAAACACAAUCAUUGACUGCCUCUGAUAAGUCAAAUAUUUCUGCCAAUGAAUAACAGACCAAGGAGUGUUUGUUACAUGAUAGCUGAAUAAAAAAUAAGUUUCAAGGGAGGAGAGGCUAGGAGUCUGAAGUCACAGCAUGCAAGCUUUUUAAAAAACAAUGAAAAGACAUAUGAGUGAGCUUUGGCCUUUUAAUGCAGUAUUUUUGAAAGAUGCUACUCCCAAUGAUCUUAUAAAGAUGUUUUAAUGGCAAUCUAGGGCUUAUAAAAAUGUUUUUUCCAGACUGCUUUAAAAUGAAGGGAAGACUGUAGUUAUUGUCAUUCCAUGCUGUGCUGAUGGAUUUAAAACAUGCAGUUGAGAAUUAUUCAUUGUCCUCCAUCUUACAAAUUUCUGAUCACUGCAGAGUCUUAGAAUGCUACAUCAUGGUAGAUUACUUAGUUUUUCAAAGAUAAAUACCAGCUGUGAAGCUUAAAGCACAGAACAUCUGUUUAAGUAGGAAGGAAAAACUGCCAAAUUCUUCCCCUGACUGUAGAGGUUGUGGUUUCUCAUUUAGGAUAAAGUUACAGGCAGAUAGGCAUAGGUCUGCCAGUUAUCACUGUCACCUAAUGUCACAUGAUAGCCUAAUCAGAGCUUGAGUGCCUGUGAUUGGUAAAAACAUAAGCAAGGCCUUUGUUUAGAUAGAAGGAUCAUCUUACAGUAAUUAGAUUAUUGUCCUAAUGUUGCCUGCAUGAGGCGCUGUUAGGGAGCAGAUAAAAUAAGCCAGACAAUACUUGGCCUGUUGUUCAGAGCAGUGAUUUUUCUAAAAGAUUUUUCCAUGUGGAGACAUCCAUAUCCUCAUCAAAGACCUCUACUUCCCUAUCAUGCCAGGGGAAAGGUAUAAUUUAUAUCUUUGAGUACAUUUGAGGCAUUUCUAUUGAGCAGCGUUGUUUGAAUAAUGGUUUUAUUUACCCUGAUGUCACAUCACUUUCACUUCAAGAUGUGUCCUCAGAGAUGAAACAGAAGGUCUUAAAUAUUGCCUGCGUCAUUUCUCUCAGCUAAGAUUGGGAGCCUAAAUCAGUCAUAACAGGAUGUAGAUAAGCCUUGUGGAGAUUUCAGAACUUCCAAGAGCUUUGAAAAGCGGUUUCUUGAUCCCAUAUGCUGAGUAACUUGAAACAACUGUUACUUCACUGUGACCCCCUGUGAAAGACAAUUUACAUGUGCUUUUCCUCUUCAAUUAUUGUUCAAAAUGCUAGGAUAAAUACACAUCAGGAUGGCUGGUUGUGAAAUGACAAGCCAGCUCUCUUCUAAGUGACUGCUGUCGCAAUUUGCCUCUUGAUCCCAGUUUAUCUUUUAGUGUGCUUUGGGGUCUAAUAUUGCAUCCUUUUCAUUCUUUGGGAUGCUGAAAUUAAACAUUGUUUUUCCUUUUACAGGUCUAUUCACCAGGUGCCGAUGACAUGAUGCCUCAUCCUGGGGAUGCCUUGACUCAAUCUCAUUACUCUCCUAAAGGGGGAAUCUACGCUGAUGCUUACUACAUGGGUGAGAAGGAUUAGCAUAUCUUGUGUUCCAGUCGCCAUCUUGCACUUUAAUUUUUGUGCUCUUUGACCACCAUUUUGGAAGAGUCUCUUGUUACAGUCUAAUUUGUAAUUUUCUUUGCGCCCAAUACUUCACUUUCUUGUUUUCCUCUUUACUGUUCUAUUAUUAGUAAAUUAGUUCUUUUAUUAAUCAACCAAUGACUGAUGGAAUUUGUUGUAAUAAAGCUGUCUUGUCCCUACCUGAAAUUUCUUUUAACAUUCUCUGUUCCUGACGUUUUUGUGAGCAAAAUUGUUGAAUCCACUCAGAUGUUUCCUCUCACUUUGUCAGUUGUCAAAGACACAGGCUUCUGUUCUCAACUAGCCAUAGAUAAAUAAGCAAUGCCAUAUUUCUUGUUGAAUUACCAGCAUGAAAAACCCCAAUGCUUGUCAUUGGAGUGAACUGAGAGGAUACUUGCUAGAGAGCAACUCAAAAUAACAUGUGGUAAAGGUGAAGUCGCUUAACAGACUGUUAAUAACUACAAGUCUGUUGAAUACCUGCAGUGGCUUAACACCACACUUGAUUAGUUUUUUAUUGGGGGCUAUUUCAGUUACAGUGAUGUGGUAAAGGCUGUUAUACUCAUUUGUGUUUAUGGGCACUUCAUUUGUGGUUUCCAGCUGAAGUAACAUUAUUCUGUCAUUAUAAUCAAACUUAUCAUAAAUCAAAUUUUUCAUGGCUUGUGUAGUUCAUGACUCAAAAUACACUGUCUUUAAUGUGAUUAUUUUCCAAUUUAUUGUAAAUUUAGCUUUAUAUCUCUUUUUCUGUGAGAAUUCUGAGAUUCUGUCUUCAAAAGGCUUCUAUUUGCUUCACUGUGCACUGAUUUCAGUGUUUGCAACAUGUAACAGAAUGAGUUUUUAUGAAGAGCACCUCCACACUUGAUCUGGUCCAUUUUUUUUCACAAAGGAGCAUCCAAAUAACAGGCUUUUAUUCUGCCACAUGUUUUGGAUGAGCUACCACCUCAUAGACAAUUCAUAUUUUGUCAUCUGUUUUUCAGAUUUUUGUACCUUUAAUUUUUGUGAUGCCAAAAAUGUUGUUAGGUUGUGAUCACCAAUUGAUGUACAUGGUUUCUUUUUUUCCACUUUGAGAUUUCCUAUUUUACAUUGAUAUACGAUGGAAGCAAAGCUUCUAUGGAGUGUCUUUGACCCUACCUCCUAUAUCUGAUAUAACACAAAUGAUUGUUGCUGAUUCCAAGAAUUCUUUGCAGUAAUUAUGUGUUGUUUCAUAACCGAAAAACAUCAUAAGGAAUUGGUAUAUGUUAAUUUUUAGCAUUUUUUCCAGAAGAAAUGAAAGGUCUCUUUAAAUGGUGCUGUAUUUUUUAAAUAUUUCUUUCUUCAUGUCUCAAAGUCUUUUGUCAACAUGUAAAUUAGAUUGCAAGUUAGAGUGAUUAACUUUGGUUAUAGAAUCUUGUUCAAUUUACCUCAAGGAAUUUUUCAUACAUGAAAUCAAGCAGUCAAAGAGUAUGUGUAUAUGCAUUUCAUGCUGAUGUAGUGUGAAUGUUAUCAUGUGUUAUAUUCUUUGAAGAGGCAAUGACCAGCUUUGCUGAACUUGAUGCAACCCUUACUUAGCUAAGACUUACUAAGCAAAUGAUUUCAAUGAAGGUGAAGAAAUAAAUUCCUAAAAGGCAGAAAAUAACUUCAACAAAAAUUUACUAACAAGAAUAAGAAGGGAAAGUAAUAACAAAGAUACAACAAGACCAAAAAAAUUCAAAAUGCAGCGCAAGAUACGUGAAACACUUAAAGGGAAGGGAUUAUGAUGCAGAACCUAAAUGAAAACCCACCACACCAAAGGCAAGAAACAGGGAAUCUUUAGAGUGGUGUGAUUUACAUCAAGUGCCAAAAAAGUAAUGCAUAAAUGAAAAAUGAAAAGAUUGGGAGUUAAUGAACUGGUGUGAGGUGUCUAAGAAGUUUGAAAUCAAAUAAAGAAUUAGACACAAAAUUUGUCAUACCUGAACAUUACUGAAGCAUUGAAAAAAAUUCAGAGGCUAAAAAGGUCUUUUUUGUUGUUUUACAAAAAUAGAGAGAGAGAGAUGCAUUUAUAACUGAUUUUAGGUCAAGUCAUGAUGCUACCUGUCACUUGGUUCUUGUUGAAUAAGUACAUUUGCAUUCUCAUCCUGACAAUUUUAAGCUCUUACCAUUUGUGAUUGAUUCAGUUAGUUUCAGCUUUAGUCUUUCUAUUGGGUUCUUUGUAAAAAAAGUUGCUCUUAAAUGUGGCAAUUAUUGGACCAAAUCGAGAUUUACCCUCUCUUUAGUCAAGUGCUCUUUUUAUUAAACUUUAUUCCUUUAGUAUCAAGAAAUCUUGAUUUGACAGCUUGUUGUAAAGUAUUAAUGAAUGGCUUUGUGGCCUAAAUUGUAUCUUUAAGUUUUCUGUCUUACUUCCCACAUAGAGUCUUUUAACUGCUCUUUUUUGCUCCAGUAUUGGAGAUACAUGUGCUUGUUGUGUUUUAUCCUAUGAGCAUGUAAUUUAAAUUUUGAAGUGGGUGCCCACUAUUAUUUAAAUCUGACCAAGCUAUCAUAGACUUAUGUACAAGCAGCUGCUUGUAGCCACUUGUUCAUGCUGAUGAACAUGUUUCCAAAAUUUGUUUGGUAUUUGGUUCUACUUUCUCUAACUUUAUUCUUAUCCAAUUCAUUACUUAAGCUGAUGUUAAGUGGCUGAUGGGAGGUGUUAAACUUUUCCCCUUUGAAAUAAGUUGAAAAGGGAUUUGAAGGUUAUAUGAAAAGGAUUUCAAAGACAUAUGCUGUGUGGAAGGUAUUGUAACUCAAUUUCUGCUUUGUGUCCUUUUAGAUCAUGGCUCACCAGAUCCAUGGGGGCACACUGGUCAGCUUGGUCCAGGAUCUUACUCUGGUUCAGCUGGCUCCUACAGCAACAGUUAUGGCAUGCAUCCAAGAGAUAGCAUGGUGGGUUACACAGUUCAGUUACAAUCACAAUUUUGCUGGGUUGAUUUGGUUUUGCUUAAGUUUGUUUACAAUGAGGGGUUUUGUUUGUUUGUUUAUUUUUAGAGCGAUGUUCGUGGUAUUCCUGUUUCAGCAUUAGCAAAGGGGCCAGCAAUUCACCAACCUAGGGUGGGCUUUGUUUAUGGUGUUAAAAAAUACACAUACAUCAUCUCUGAUCAGCAUUGUGCUGACAACUUCCUCUCAUCUCCUUGAACACAAGCUCAGCUGAAUGUAAUCAUUGCAAAAUUGGGUUAGACACAUAACAUGCUGGUGCCAUUUUAAGGGUUUUUAUUGCUGUCAAUUAACAUUUAACACCACCAGUAGUCUUCCGGUCAUUUAUCACCUUGUGGGUCUUGCUUUUUUUUUGUUUUCUCUUCUGAUUCUCUGACCCUUUCACAAGUGUCAUACAUGAAAGAAGUGAGUGUCAAGCUGUUUGAACAAGGAAAUCGUUUAAUCCUUAUGUCUUUAUUCUUAACUGACCAGUGUCUCUUAACACAUGGAGAACUACAUGUAUUUAACAUACUUGUACUUUGUAUCACUGAUUUUUGAUUGUCAACCUUACACCUUCAAUUCAAAUUAUCAUUUAAUUGUGGGGUACAGAAAAAUAAGAUGGGUAUGUGGUGAAAGUGUGCAAUUUCUUUUUUUAACAUAGCUUUAUUCAUCAAGCAUAAUUUGUUAAUUCAACCUUGCUACCUGCAUUUAAAACUACAAAACAUCUCUGCUAUUUUCUUUUAACAGCUUAUUCAAAACUUCUCUGUUCAUUAGAUAGACAUUUAAUUGUGUAUCUUAUCAGUAUCCAAAUUCUAAAAUUUGUCCGUUAAAUUAUGAAGUACUUUCAUGUAUGUGGCUCUCUGUUGUGUGAAACAAAGUAACAAACAGUUUGAGAGUAUAGCAAAUUUGUCAGAUGAUUUUCUUAAACAGCCAGUGAAGUAGUCUGGCUUCCAGUGUGAACUUUUUUAUUUGGUAGUUUGGCUGUAUACCAGCAUGAAUGGGAGUAUUUUGAAUUGCAACAUUGUUAUAACAGAUUUGCAAAAUGACUCUGAUUUCAAGCAAAUUUAUUUUAAUAUCAAGAAUCAUAUACUUUACCUCAAAAGUAGAGUGCUUUAUCCACAGGACAGUGGUACAUGUAGGUACUUAAGAUAUGUAUUGCUUCAGCUAAUCUUUUUCCACUAUAUUACACAGGGCUACCAUCACUUAGGCCAUGGUGAGCCAAUGGAGAGACUGUCAAGUUUACCACCCAUGACAUCUUUUAGGCAAACAGGAAUGCACCAUGGUCAAUCAUCACCCUAUCUCCAUUCUUCAGUGUCACCUCCUCUCAAUGGAAGUGAUCCAAUGGGUAUGGUCUUUGGUUUAAAACUAAACCUUCAGUUUUAAAGAUAUUAUUAUUCAAGCAAGAGAGCUGAGCUUGUUGUAGAAGAACAGCUUAUUUUUUUUUUUAAAUAUGAGAGUUCCUGGGAACUUAAACUGAAAGUUUGAUAGAAAAAGAGAAUUUUUUUUUUAACUUCUAAAAGAUUAUCAUUGGAAUAAUUUUCCCAACAGGGUUUUCAUGCCUCUUAAGGGAGGAUCCAUUUUUGGGAGGGGGCAGUGUGGGUCAAAUCAUGUGGAUUCACUGGUGUUUGAUGUACCAAUUGAGAAAUCUCCCAACAAAAAAUCUGUACAGGAUGGCCUCUUUGAGGUGAAUUUUCAAGUUGCAAGAAAAAUAGAAUAAAAGCCUAUUUGCUUCUUGUAAUGCGCUGCUUCAUGUUUAUUUGGGGCACACCAUUGUUGUUCCUUUUUUCUGUUGUUUAUGUGAUUUAUCAUACUGUUACUUUUAUUACAGCCAGUCACAGCUCUAGGGCACCCACAUCUGGUUCACAAACUGGAGACACACUAGGGAAAGCCCUAGCAUCUGUAAGUGCAGAAUCCUGUUUGAGGAUGUAAUUUUAACAACCUUACAGUUCAUCUAGGAGUGCUGAAAGAAUAAGUUACUACUUGUUAAUUUUUUAAAAUAAACAGGGAGUGUUUUGAGUGGUCUAGAAGUCUGAAACUGUCUUUUAAUGACAUAAAAAAUUGAUUAUUCUUGCAGAUUUACCCCACAGACAAUGGUGGAUCAUACUCAUCAAACCCAACAACACCAGUAGCAUCUCCUCCCCCCUUGGCCAGUGUCAGUGACAGACCUUUAUCAGGUAAGAUGCUUUGCUCCAGCUUGACCAUUUCUGAAGUUUGUUUCAACCAAAUGUUGCAUGUAGAUUGUGAUUUCAAUUGCAAAGAGCCAUAUUAGGAAGAUUGUGAAUUGUCACCAAAGUCUGUCAUUAACCUCUGACUUCAUUUAGUUCUGUCUGACUCUUUGUCUAAUUUAUAACUGUUGCUUUAGAUUUUAUUGGUAGUCAGAACGUUCAUCCUUAUUUUAAGCAUGCAGAUUAAAAGCAAUUUUCAAGCCAGUAGAGCAAUCCUUUACCUGUUGAAUUUUCGAGAAUUCCUAGCAAUUUCGGUUGAUACAGAAGGUAAGUUUUAGCAGUUACUGCCUGGAAAGGAGAGCACUUUAGUCAUGGAAGAGAAAGAGAUCUAGAUUAAUAACAAUGUUGUAUUGAUCUUAUUACAGCUGGCUCUGGAGCUUCAGGACAUUCUGCAAGCUGGGGAAGAACUAAUCAACCAACAUCACCUCCAUAUGAGAGCCAUCUGCAUUCUCUUGUGAGUAGAAGUUUGUCAUGGUACUGAGUUAAUGAUUAACCCACUACACCAUAGCAUUAGAGUGCAUAUUCUCCGUACUGUUCUCUCUCCAUUUCCUAGAGUGCUGACCAGGAGAAUGUGUUCAAAAAUCACAAUUUUCUGUAGUUAGUGAUUAUUUCCUUUGUUCUUGUGGCCCUAAUGUGUGGCUUAGCAGUGGUAUUGUAAGGUGAAAUUGGAUUCUUUUAGGGGUCAAAAGGUUGAAAAUGUUGUUGAUUAGACGUGAGUGAUUAAAUAAUGGUUUAUCGGGUAGACAAAUGCAAAUUAAAUAGAAAAAAACAAAAAGGGCACUUGAAAAUUUGGUGCAAGAUACAUGUACAUUAGCCUUGUUGAGAUUUGACUUUCCCAAAAUCCAUGCAUUUCAUCAAGGUCUGCAAAUUUUACAUUUCAGCAAAGCAGAAUGGAGGAGAGGCUUGAUGAUGCUAUUCAUGUUUUGCGCACCCAUGCUGAAGGUAGCCUCCCUCCUGGAAUGUCACCAGUGGUAGCUGGAAGCUUGCUGAGUGCUGCUGCGGCAGCAAGUGCAAGUGGGGUUCAGGGUGUUAGCUAUUCAACCUCUGUGGGAAGUAGCGGUACAUCAGCAGUCCCCAUGGAUCAGAUGGUAAAGCAAACCUGUUUUGAAUUGUACUUCCAUAGCUACUGCCAUCUUUUUGGUAUGAUUGUGGACCCCUGCAAUUCAAGUUUAACUUGUACCCAAAACAAAACUCAAAUGAAAAUGAAAUUGUGUUUACAUGUACAAAUGCUCGAAUGCUGUCCCCUCAAAGAAGUUAGUGAGGCAGAGAUACAGGUUAACGCAGCUAAGAAAAUGAAUAAGUUGAAGACGGGAUGACUGUUUUUGUGAACUAGCUGCUCUAGUAUCAGAGUAGCCAGAUAAUAAAAUUGAUUGGCAAGAUUAAUUUUUCACAAAUGUCUGAUCAUGACGUAGACAUAUUCCCAAAAAAAUUAUUACAAAUUAUUUAUAGAAACUAAGAAUCUUCAUGGACAAACGUUUGUCAUUCUUUAGAGUGGUGGACAUAGUGGAAUGGAGGAUGAUCCAGGAAUGGCAUCACCAAGUAACCUAUCAAGUAGAGGAGCAGCGUCACAAAUGUCCCCCAGUACCUCAGAGACAAGUGAAUCAAGAUGUAUGUACAAGUUUGAUGUAGUCUACAAGUAAUCAGGUGUUCCUUCUCGGGCAGUGGUGUUAAACAGAAGAAUGAUUUGAUUUGAUUUGAGCACCUUUUUGUUGAAAUGUCUAGACUGACUGGUUGUAUGGAAUUAAGUAGUGGCCAUUUUAGGGCGUUAUCCUAAUCCAUUUGAGGAAAAUUUGACAUGCACAAGAAUGCUGAAACGCACGUCUCAGAAAUGAUACUUCAGCGUCUCACUUUACAAAGACAACUACCGUCCUCUUUUAAGUUUAUUUCGUGAAAAAGGGCUUCUAAGCCAAGUAGGUUUGACAGGUCAUCAUAGCUGCAUUGCUAUAUUUAUAUUUGAAAGAUCAAAAUGUUGUAAUCUCUAAGUAGUUUGAGGAUGUAAGGGAAAAUUGUGGUAAAUAGCCGGUAAUUAUAGAGUUAAUUGUCUCUCUGCCUUGGCAGAUGGUUCUAAAAUGGACACAGGAGGCGAAAGUGCAAAGAGCAGUAAAGACUCGUCAUCGAAGCAAGAUUUGAAAAGUAACGGGGACUUGGCAGAGGACAGAGACAAAAGGGAUUUGAUUGUGGAUGACGAUGAUGACGAUGAUAAAUUGACAGAAGAUGGUGGUGUUGAUGACAACGGCCGAGUCAGAGUCGUCAGGGAACAAGAACGAAGAUAUGCGAAUAAUGCCAGGGAAAGGUAUGAUCAUGAAUUAGUGUAGGUACAUGCAGGAGGAAACAGCGGCACAGUAGAGUCUGAUACCCGAGUAUCUAUAACCACCUGUUAUCUGAAUGACUGGACUCGUGUCUGUGUUACCAAAAACUGAAAUUGCUACGUACAUAAUACUGUAUAUUGGUUUGGUGACCUUGCAAAGGUUUAUUUAGCCACGUGUUGUUCAGUUUAGAAAAUUGUUAUUAUUUUAUUAGACCUAAAGUACAGAAAAUUGUUGGGCCGGGGUGUAAGAUAACUCCACUUUUUCGGGUUUCUGUUACUAAAAACCAUUUCAGACUGAAAUUUCGAUAUCAUUAAAUUAUUUGAAGAAGAGCAUGUUUACUCGGAAUGUCUGCAAUCCCCGACACAGCAGGUCCUCAAGAGGUUGGAAGGCAACAGUUUUCAAGCUGAUUUUUAUGGUCUUUUUUCUCAGAAAGGUUGAAAAUUUAUCAAGUGCGACCCAUGCCUGAAGCUUGAAGGAAUUUAGUCGGACCAAAAAUUGUCGUGCGCACUUGUCUCACGGAACUGAAGACAGUUCUUUCGCAAACUAAGCAAAAAUUUUCCUAGUGCGUCAAGGCCCUAAGUAACAUUUUCUCAGUCACUGAGUGAUAUAAAAAUAAUAAACAGGCUCUGCACUGAAUCAUACUAUGUAUAGAGAGAAAAAGUCAACUUUCAUGAACUACCUAGCUGCUAAGUUCCCGGAAUCUGCACAUCUUUGUGACCUGAGAGUUUUUCAUCCGGCGGCGACAUUUUUGAUAACCGCAAACAAGUGUCGAUCGUAAAAGGCUCAAAACAGUGUGAAUCUCUAGGAUCCCUGCAAGAGACAGAAAAAAAAAUGAUCCCAGAUCGAUUUGAUAUUCAACAGUCCAAUUUUGUGCUCUGCACCUUGCCUUAACAGGUUGAGAGUUCGAGACAUAAACGGAGCCUUCAAAGAAUUGGGAAGAAUGUGUAUGAUGCAUUUACAGGGUGACAAAUCCAACUCUAAUUCUAAACAGACUAAGGUGAGAUGCUAAGCUUACUACCCACAUAACUCUUUAUUACAGGAUGAGGGUUCGAGACAUCAACGGUGCCUUCAAAGAAUUGGGCAGAAUGUGUCAAUUGCAUUUAGAGAGCGACAAACCCCAGACCAAGGUAAAAAAAAAGACAAGUUUUGUCACUUCCAAAGGUUGACUCCUUCUGUCAUCUCCAUUUGAAAUUUCCUGUUCAGUUUUUAUUCAGUGACCAUGUUUACAAUGUUGUCUAAAGUUGCAUGUCACUCUCCAAGAUGCCCUUGAUCUCCAACACUGAUACUACUGCUGUUAAAGAAGCUUCUUUGUUUGUUAUAUAGAUCUCUUUAAGGCCUUGAGUGAUAAAAACGAAUAACAUAUGUAUGCAGUGUGAAUUUGCAAAUGCCUUCACAAACAACUCGGCUUGUAAUUAUACCCCUCUUCAAAAUGUGAAAAAGUGAUCCACGUGCCCUGGUGACUGUGAUUGUGUAUCGUUAUGAUCGAAUUUUAUUUACUCAUCCACAUAUGGUUGCUUUGUCCCACAGCUUGUAAUCCUUCACCAAGCGGUAUCAGUCAUCACAAGUUUAGAAUCACAAGUUCGAGGUAAGCUUGGAAUAAUAUCGUGGUAUUGUUUCAUAACUGAUUGUGACUGUUUUUAUUUUACAUUUUUCCGUCAUUUCUUAUUGUGUUUUUUAAUUCUGGAAAGGAGUAAGAUAUUAGGCUUGUGGAUUGUGAGGAUGAGUUUUUCCCUAACUUUUAAGUCAAUUAAUUAUGGAAUCAAACGUAGCCCUUUGGAUCCAAGCCAUUGUAGCGGCAGGGAACUGUUAUCUCUACCGGCUGGCAAUUUCACCUUCUAAAACUUUUAUUUCCGGAUUUUCCUAGAACGAAAUCUCAACCCCAAAGCAGCUUGUCUCAAAAGGCGCGAAGAGGAGAAAGUUGAAGAGGAAGCCCCGGAGAAAAGAGCUGUACCGGGAGUGGACAAACCUUUUGACACCUCAGGGGCAGCAGCAGGGCGUGGAAGAGGCAGGCGAGGAAGAAGAUCUUCAAGAGGUGGGUGGGAGUUCAGUCAAGUCGCAAACCUGUUCGAUUUAGCAACAAACUCUAUAGUUCGUCGUCUUAAGUGAAGUAGUUUUUUUAUGAAAAUAUAUUCUCUUUUACACAGUUCCUUCCUUAUCUUUAUUUUACUUUUGAGAUUGUGAAUGUAAGAUUUAAAGGGAUCUGCAGCAGUUUCAAGGGUAUUGAGAUAUUAGGAAGUCAAAAGCAUUCUUCAACCUUUUCAGUUUAGGGAUAACAUCUGAUGCGUUAGGUAGUAACAACUAAUGUUCUACUUUUUCGCUCUAACAGGGGCUUUUAACGGCGAAGGUCGAGGAAUGCCAUGUGGACCACUGAACGGCUAUGAACCAACGGACCAUGGAGAUCCACCCUCCUUAAAUGCGUGA
Molecule: messenger RNA, 22096 nt
Organism: Pocillopora meandrina
Lineage: Eukaryota; Metazoa; Cnidaria; Anthozoa; Scleractinia; Pocilloporidae
Source: the annotation of a GenBank genome assembly